Arachis duranensis is the source of this 570-nucleotide messenger RNA. Its product is annotated as histone H4. The transcript has a single exon. NCBI's taxonomy places the organism in Eukaryota, Viridiplantae, Streptophyta, Magnoliopsida, Fabales, Fabaceae. The record is from RefSeq and is a predicted model, not a curated record. Gene Ontology annotation, molecular function: DNA binding; protein heterodimerization activity; structural constituent of chromatin. Gene Ontology annotation, cellular component: nucleosome. Gene Ontology annotation, biological process: nucleosome assembly. Bases 59 to 370 code for a protein of 103 amino acids.
UUCUUUCUAAUUGUUGUGCAGAUUUUUGUUUGUGCUAAUUGGUUUCUGAGACAACAAGAUGUCUGGUCGUGGAAAGGGUGGCAAGGGAUUGGGAAAGGGAGGAGCAAAGCGUCACAGGAAGGUUCUGCGCGACAAUAUUCAGGGUAUUACGAAGCCGGCGAUUCGUCGUUUGGCCCGUAGGGGUGGAGUGAAGCGUAUCAGUGGUCUCAUCUAUGAGGAGACACGUGGAGUGCUCAAGAUCUUUUUGGAGAACGUGAUUCGUGACGCCGUUACAUACACGGAGCACGCUAGGAGGAAGACAGUUACGGCCAUGGACGUUGUGUAUGCCCUCAAGAGACAGGGAAGGACUCUUUAUGGAUUUGGUGGUUAGGACUAAGAGGGCUUUACUCUCCGGUUUAGGGGUUAGAAAGUUUAUGUGUAUGUUCAGCAAGUUAUCUAUCUAAGUUUCAGUGUCAAUUAUUCUGGAAUGUAAUCAGUAACUACUCAUUGCAAUGUAUUAGCAUGCGUUUUCCUUUACUUAGGGGAAUUGAAUGCGGAAAUUAUUGAAACAAGUAAGCCCUUUUUAUCAAA